Lingula anatina is the source of this 2941-nucleotide messenger RNA. RefSeq names its product stabilizer of axonemal microtubules 1. Gene Ontology annotation, molecular function: microtubule binding. The record is from RefSeq and is a predicted model, not a curated record. Lineage: Eukaryota; Metazoa; Brachiopoda; Lingulata; Lingulida; Lingulidae. Gene Ontology annotation, cellular component: sperm flagellum; cytoskeleton; centriole.
UCUGUUGUGGUGCUUGACAACGUGCACGCGUAUGCCUAUCUGUACAACAGAAACGGGAGAAGUCGGGUUUAAUAAGAACAUCUUUAAUAGUGUGAAGAUAACAGUCGCAGAAAACAGUCAAAGAUGACAAGAAGGUGUAUCUGCGAGAUAUGUAACUGUGGGCGGCAUCGAUGCCCUCAUAGGCCCCUUGGUGUCAUCAAUCGAGGGGGAACACCAUGUCUUAUAUCAGAAUACAACACCAAUUACCUGGGCCGAUUUGUCCCACCCCGCCCUUCCUUAAAGCCAAAAACCGAGGCCAUGCACAGCAGCGGCCCUAUGGCAGACAAGACAACCAACAGAGUUGACUACGUGAAACACCCGACAGAAAGGCCCUACGUCCACCAGCCAGAGGUGUAUAAGCCAGUGGAGGGAGAAAUGGACAUGACUACAUCUUACAGAAAAGAAUAUAUAGGUAGACCUAUAGAACCAGCAAAAGCUGUCAAAAGGGAUGGACAGAGAAAAGUUGAAGGAAAAUUUGAAGGAGAACCAACUUACAGAACUGACUAUAGGAAGUGGGCAUUGCCCAAGAAGAUGGUCCACACACAAGAACCUUGGAUGCCACCAACCGCGAAAAUGGAUGGCAACUCAACCUUUCAGCAUGAUUACAUCCGCCAUAAUAUUCCAGUCACAAAAAGCUGCAAGCCUGAAGAGGCAGCCAUGAUGUCUGAAGCACCCCUAGAAGACAUGACAGGCUACAGAGAGGCGUAUAACAAGAAACCCAUCCCCCCAAAGUAUGUCAGAGAUAAACCAACUUGGCAACCCCCUACCAUGGCUUUUGAUGGACUGUCAACCAAUAAACGUGAUUUCCAAGGCAAGAAGGCCCCCAGGGCUCCCAGUCAAAAGCCAGACCAGUCAGCAUUUAUUUCAGAUCAGCCAUUCAAGGGUACCACCACAUGUAGGGAAGACUUCAAAAGAUGGCCAGUGGAACGUCCAUUUGUCCAUGAGCCUGAGCAGUGGGUUAAACCCCAGGGAGAAAUGGACCUGAGGUCAACCACACACCUUGAGUUCACCAAGAAACCCAUGGACAGAACCCUGGCCAAAGCCAAGCCAGAAUGGAGGCCUAGCUCGGCAGCAUUUGAUGGUUCCACCAACUACAACCAUGAUUACCGUAAAUGGAAUCUCGGUAAUCGACCCCGUCCAACAAUGAAACCUGACUAUGUGCCCAACAAUGCACCUUUUGAAGGCAUCUCUACAUUCACAGCUCACUACAUUCCUAAAAACGCAGCUCCAGCGAGAAGCUGCAAACCAGAUCAGAGCGCCUUCAUGAGUUCGGCACCAUUUGAAGAUGGCACCAUGUACAGAAUGGAGUAUGUCAAGAAGAAAUCCAGCAUCUGUCCAGCUGCCAUCUUAGAUACAUCUCAGUCUAGCUACAGAUACAGAGAUCAGGAUGAAAGAGGACAUAAAUGGUAUCAGCCUAUCAUAGAGACUGUGACAGAACUUCCCAAGGGCACCAAUAACAUACCCGUGCCUCAGGUGGCAGAGAUUGCUGUUGCAUAAACUUCUUGUUGAGACUCUUUUUGUUGGGAUGUGAAGUCAAAAUUGCAUUUAGUCCAUAAGAAACCUCCGAUGCUUGAACAAAUUAGUGCAAUGUUGAAGACAUGCACUGUGAUUUUCAAUUGUGAUGAAAAGAUAUAAUCCAUUAAUUUCUUAUUGCAUAAAUAAGCACAUGCAUAGCACGUUGGCACUUCUUUUAUUCUUUGAUAAAAUGCAGAUUUUCCUCAGGGUUCAAGGAGCAAUCACUGCUUAUCACCACUUGAUAAGAGGAAAUAAUUCCGUCCUGAUAAGAGAGCAGUAAUUAUGCACAACCAGCUGAAGUACAUGUAAAAAAAUUAAAAAAGAAUUAGAUGUUUAUCUCAUGCUACAUGGAAGAAAAUUAGCCUUUAAGUUUUUGUAUUUUUUCACUAUUUGUUUUAUUUGUGUGCUUCAGCCAGUGCUUGCUUAGAGUCAUAUUCAAAACUAAUGGGUAAAAGCACGACAUAGACUAGUGUGCCAUAUUUUUAUACCUAUCAAAAAAUGAAAAUUAAAAUUCACUGCUAAGUAUGUAGGGUGGUGCUUUUAAGCAAAAAACUUUUGUGCUAAAAUUGAAAUACUAUAUGUAACAUGUAGGUGUAAAUUUCUAAGUUUGCUUCUACUGCAUUAGUGUAAAAUUAUAACAUUAUUGUUAACGACAUUGAAAAAACAAAGUACGUCACAAGUGGGUUAAGUAUGGGAUAACACCUAACACCCACCUUCCCACCAAUACAAACAAAUGUGCAAUAUACAAGGUUGUAAGUACAUUUUAGAUAUGAAGGUACCUUUAGCAUCACGCAAUAUGAAAAGGCUUAAUUUGAAGACUUUUGGUAUAUCAGAAGGUUCCCUUUCUUAUGCACAACUUUAAUUUCGCAAAUCAGGCAAAUUUAUCCAAAUCGGUCUGUUUAAUUUCGCAUUGGUUGCUUGUUCGGAGUUUGCAAUCAAGAAUGUUAUAAGUAUGCGCAUUCCUAAAGCUCUCAAGAUUAGGAACCUUCUAAGUUGCCAUGGUGAUGUGCCCCCAUUAUCUAUUUACAUAGGUUUGUCAAAACCUGGGGAGCUUAAAGGAAUCUUUACCUCGAUCCACAAACAAGAUGGGUUUUAUUUUUAAAUCUUCUCAAAUCAAAUUCUGUGAUAUAUGUUUUUAUGAUUCAAGUUUAGUUGCGUAUCUUCUACAAAUAUUAUUUUAUACAAUGUAAGUUUAGUUUAUUACAUGAAUGUUGAAAUUGUAAAGCAAAAUAUCUUUUUACAUCAAUGCUGUUCUUUAUUAUUGAGCAAAAUGUUACAGCCAUCAACGUAUAGCAAAAUAUUGUAAAUAGCUUGUAAGUUUGUGUAUAUAGCCACAUAUACUAAAAGUAUUUUAGAUUUUAAAUAAAACCAUUUCUUUGAAAAACGA